AACAUCACUCACCAACAUAUAUAACUUCGCUUUCACUUUCAAAUUCAAAUUCAGAUUCAGAUUCCAGAUCCCAGUUAAGUUUAGUUUUCAAAUUUAAUGGAGAUGAACAAUUAUUAUGAUCAGUUUGUAGAUGGGUCUAGUUCGAUGGAGGGUGGAGAGUCGUCGGAAGAAGUGAUGCUGGCAUCUAGUCAUCCAAAGAAACGUGCCGGAAGGAAGAAGUUUCAGGAGACGAGGCAUCCGGUGUACCGGGGAGUGAGACAGAGGAGCUCCGGGAAGUGGGUUUGUGAGGUGAGAGAGCCGUAUAAGCAGUCGAGGAUAUGGCUGGGGACGUUUCCCACGGCGGAGAUGGCAGCCAGAGCUCAUGACGUGGCGGCGUUGGCUUUGAGAGGGAAGUCCGCGUGUUUGAACUUUGCAGACUCUUCAUGGAGGCUUCCGACUCCGGCGUCAAUGGAUCCGAACGACAUUCGGAAGGCGGCAGUGCAGGGGGCAGAGGAGUUCCGGCCAGUUGAUGAGGAAAGUACUAGGGUGGUGUAUAUGGACGAAGAGGAGGAGUUUGGGAUGCCGGGAUUACUGGUGAAUAUGGCGGAGGGAUUAAUGUUGCCACCGCCACCACCACCACUACCAUACGGUGGUGGAGAAGAAGCAGAGUAUGGUGGUGAGAUGUCGUUGUGGAGCUUCUGAACAUCAUCUAUGGUUGUAUAAAAUUGGUUAUAGGAUAUUAGAGGAAACGCCAUUUCCCACAUAUACAUAAAUUCCCACAACAAUGAAUCAAGUGGUUUUUUUUGUCUUCUUUAAGGUUUCUACAUAAAAACGUGGCUAGCAGUUUUUUCCU
Molecule: messenger RNA, 832 nt
Organism: Cynara cardunculus var. scolymus (artichoke)
Lineage: Eukaryota; Viridiplantae; Streptophyta; Magnoliopsida; Asterales; Asteraceae
Product: dehydration-responsive element-binding protein 1D-like
Exons: 1
Coding region: 97-681 (194 amino acids)
Biological process (GO): regulation of DNA-templated transcription
Molecular function (GO): DNA binding; DNA-binding transcription factor activity
Source: RefSeq, a predicted model, not a curated record